AUGGAGGAGAGAGGAGUUCAGAUGGAUAAAAUAUCUUGUUCCAUCUGUUUGGAUUUACUGAAGGAUCCAGUGACUAUUCCCUGUGGACACAGCUACUGUAUGAACUGUAUUAAUGACCACUGGGAUGGAGAAGAUCAGAGGAGAAACUACAGCUGCCCUCAGUGCCAAAAAGAGUUCACACCAAGACCUGUCCUGGAGAAGAACAUCACUUUAGAUGUUUUGGUGGAGGAUCUGAAGAAGACUGGACUCCAAGCUGCUCCAGCUGAUCACUGCUAUGCUGGACCUGAAGAUGUGGCCUGUGAUGUCUGCAAUGGGAGGAAGAGGAAAGCUGUCAAGUCCUGUUUAUCAUGUCCAGCUUCUUACUGUGAGGAUCAUCUACAACAUCACUAUGAUGCUCCACCAUUAAAAAGACACAAACUGGUGGAUCCUUCAAAGACUCUCCAGGACAACAUCUGCUCUCGUCAUGAUGAGGUGAUGAAGAUCUUCUGUCGUACUGAUCAGCAGUGUAUCUGUUAUCUCUGCACUAUGGAUGAACAUAAAGGCCAUGAAACAGUCCCAGCUGCAACAGAUGUGACUGAGAAGCAGAAGAAGCUCCAGGAGAGUCGACAACAAAUCCAUCAGAGAAUCCAGGACCAAGAGAAAGAUGUGAAGCUGCUUCAACAGGAGGUGGAAACCAUCAAUGUCUCUGCUGAUAAAGCAGUGGAGGACAGUGAGAAGAUCUUCACUGAGCUGAUCCGUCUCCUCCAGAAAAGAAGCUCUGAGGUGAAGCAGCAGAUCAGAUCCCAGCAGGAAACUGAAGUAAGUCGAGUCAAAGACGUUCAGGAGAAGCUGGAGCAGGAGAUCACUGAGCUGAAGAGGAAAGAUGCUGAGCUGGAGCAGCUCUCACACACAGAGGAUCACACCCAGUUUCUCCUCAACUACCCCUCACUGCCAGCACUCAGUGAGUCGACACACUCAUCCAGCAUCAACAUCCGUCCUCUGAGACACUUUGAGGACGUGACAGCAGCUGUGACAGAGCUCAGAGACAAACUACAGGACGUCCUGAGAGACUCAUGGACAAACAUUGAACUGAAGAUCACUGAGGUGGAUGCUCUGCUGCCUGGACUUAAGACCAGAGAUGGAUUCUUAAAAUAUUCACAAAAAAUCACUCUGGAUCCAAACACAGCACACAGAAAUGUGUUACUAUCUAAGAGAAACAGAAAAGUAACUAGAACAAACCAACAACAGUUUUAUCCUGAUCAUCCAGACAGAUUCACUGGAUGUAGUCAGGCCCUCAGUAGAGAGAGUCUGACUGGACGUUGUUACUGGGAGGUGAGCAGCAGGGUAGGAGAAAUAUAUGUAGCCGUUUCAUACAAGAACAUCAGCAAAACAGGAGGAUUUGGAUUCAAUGAUAAAUCUUGGUCAUUGCGCUGUGACACACAAGGUUACAUAUUUUGUCACAACAACAUUUUAACUCCAGUACCAGGUCCAGUUUCCUCCAGAAUAGGAGUGUACCUGGACCACAGAGCAGGUAUUCUGUCUUUCUACAGCGUCUCUGAAACCAUGACUCUCCUCCACAGAGUCCAGACCAGAUUCACUCAGCCUCUAUAUGCUGGGAUCUGUGUUUAUUAUGCUUCCUCUGCUGAGUUAAUUGAGCCGAAAUAG
Messenger RNA from Poecilia latipinna (sailfin molly), 1644 nucleotides. RefSeq names its product tripartite motif-containing protein 16-like. Bases 1 to 1644 code for a protein of 547 amino acids. The record is from RefSeq and is a predicted model, not a curated record. Gene Ontology annotation, molecular function: zinc ion binding; protein binding. The transcript has a single exon. NCBI's taxonomy places the organism in Eukaryota, Metazoa, Chordata, Actinopteri, Cyprinodontiformes, Poeciliidae.